Melitaea cinxia (Glanville fritillary) is the source of this 1815-nucleotide messenger RNA. Its product is annotated as glycosylated lysosomal membrane protein B-like. Bases 262 to 1434 code for a protein of 390 amino acids. The transcript has 7 exons. Lineage: Eukaryota; Metazoa; Arthropoda; Insecta; Lepidoptera; Nymphalidae. Gene Ontology annotation, cellular component: lysosome. The record is from RefSeq and is a predicted model, not a curated record.
CAGGAAGAUUGGUGAGGUGAGGUGUAUAGGUACCGAGUUUGUAUAUUUGAAUAAUAUGCAGAUUGCAGAAGACGAACUAAUUAUAGUAUAGAUAUUUCUUGGUAGGCCGUAGGCGUUAUCGUAUACAUGUAUAUUCACUCGAUGCGUUCGCACGUGCUGAGGUGUUUAUCGUGUAAUUUGUAAUGUUUAUUGUCGCGUGAACUCGACCCCUAUAAUCGAAGUGUUUUUUUUAAUAAUUUUAAAUAUCCUAUAUCGAUAAAUAUGAAUAUCCAGACAGUAUUAAUUUUUAUUGGACUCUCGUUUGCAUAUGGACAAGAUAGGAAGAUAACGGCAAAACUAAAUCCAGGAUACAAUACACUUUCAUCAGACGUAACGUUAGUAUAUGUCAAAUGUGAGGGGGUCUCGGACACGAUACACCAGAUAUGGGACUUUACACGACAUAUGCCUACUGUGAUAUUUGCAGUAACGAGUGUUAACUCCACUUUAAAUGUUACAUGGACGGAUAAUGUACCGAAAAACUUAAUUUUGUCAGAGGAACCAACGUACAGUUUUGCUACAGCAAUUGACAAGGUCUAUGAAUACGAUGACUUAGACGAUAAUGGUCACAUCGACCCAAAGUUCCCCCAGAAGCCGUACCCGCUCGACAGAAUUGUAUGGAAUCUCAAUGAGAGUCUCCUGACCGAUAAAGAAGCCAUGGUGCACGUCUAUGGUACGUUGAAUGACAGACACGGGCGUCAGGAAACUAUUCACAUAAAGCUGGACCUAAUCCCGUUCAAAGACUACGCAGUGGAUCUCCCCCAUCUCAUCCACACAGCUAACUCGACGCUGUUUGAUAUCAGCCUAGUCAACUUGACCACCAGUAAAGAGUACAACGCGUCUCGUUAUGCGAUACACUUGCUCCUGGUCAGCACUGACCCUGAGACUGAUACCAUGCACUAUACCAUGAGGAAAAGCUUGGAUGAUGAGCAUACGCCUGGAGUUUUUGAGAUAAUAGAGAUCAAGAGCCCUUCGCUGUUCGAGGAGGGCGAGGGGGGCUACCUUCAGUUCCGCCCCGUCGCCUACCUCCAAAGCACGCGCGGCGUUGCCAGCUCGGCUAUCGCUCGAGUGUCUGCCUUCAACAGAACGUACUUACCUAGACACAGUACGCUGAAGCUGUUCUACUCCAGACUGAACACCGACCUGCUGGUUCAGGAUAUGUUCGUGUCGUUCGGAGAGGCCGGCGAUGGGUACUACAAGCAACAUAACUACACUGCUUGGUCCUUCACAAUCGGCUACGGAACACCUCCAGUAGAGAGUUUCUCGUUCUUCGUCAUCAUGAUUAUAUCUAUAGGUCUCGGAGUGCCUGUAGUAUUAGCUCUAUCUGGCAUUACCUAUGUGCUACUAAGGCGAUACAGGCAACGUAACAAUAGGACUAGGUUCACUAAUGAGGACUAAAUAUUUUCGACAUAUUUUUGCAACCAAUCAAAACCGGGUUCCUAUAUUUAGAAACGAUUCGUUUUGUUAACGGACGGUCAUGCUUAAAACGUGUCGUGGACGAAAUUUAAUGGUUCGUAAACAAAAUGAAUCUUUGAUUUUUAUGGACCUGGUAUUUAGUAAAUUGUUUUUAAAUCGAUAUUUCUGUGAGAUCCCUAGAGCGGGAUACACUUGUAUAAAUACAGGUAAGUAUAAUAAAUAAAUAAAUGUAUUAUUUAUUUAAUAUUAUGUGAAUUCGACUUUAGGUUGCUGGCUAUGGAAUGUCCCAAAUAGAUCUGUCAGAGUUACCAGUAAAAUAAACGUUGAUCAGUAAAAGUAAAAAAAAAUGUAUUGUUCAUUUAA